CGGAAAUCUCUGUGUAACGGCAGAGAGAGAGAGAGAGACAGAGAGAGACGGCUGCUACGGAGUCUCCCUGAGGACUGACAACCAGCAUACCCCCCCCAAUCUGAGUGAUACAGAAACUAAAUAAAAGAUGGAGGCGACUAGAAAGCUGGAGGCCCUAUUGGAGAAAACACUGAUGAAUCUGCCGAGCAGCAGCUUUAAAUCCUUCAAGAACAAGCUCAUAGGGUACAAAAAGAUCACGGUGCACGAUUUAGAACUUGCAGGUCGAGAAGAGGUGGUUACAAAAAUAAUCCGUUGCUACACAACAAAGCGGGGACCAGAGAUAGUUAUAAAGGUACUGAAAGCUAUAAAUGAAAAUCAGGCUGCUCUAGAGCUGAAAACAGAAUUGGAGACAAUAAAUACAGCUGCUGCAACUAAAAAGAAAACCCCUGGGAGCCAGAAGAAACCACCUACUGCCAAGGAAAAGAAAACUCCAGUGAAAGCAUCUGCUGCAACUAAAAAGAAAACCCCUGGGAGCCAGAAGAAACCACGUAAGUCGGCUACUGCCAAGGAAAAGAAAACUCCAGUGAAAGCAUCUGCUGCAACUAAAAAGAAAACCCCUGGGAGCCAGAAGAAACCACGUAAGUCGGCCACUGGUACAAAAAAGAAAGCUUCCAUGAAAGCAUCUACUGCCAAGGAAAAGAAAACUCCAGUGAAAGCAUCUACUGCUAGAAAAAAGAAAACCCCAGUGAAAACAUCUGCUGCUAAGAAGAAAACCCCUGGGAGCCAGAAGAAACCACCUGCUGCAACUAAGAAGAAAACCCCUGGGAGCCAGAGGAAACCACCUCUGUCCCAGAUGAUUUCUCCAGCGAUAUUUCCACCACCACUUUCAAUCAAGAAUUCCUCCAAUAGACCUGCAGUUUGGUUCCCAUCAGGGGCCGCACCCUCUUCCACUCUAGGCACUUCCCCCACAUUCUCCGGCGUAUCCUCCUCAGCUGUUGGCUCAAUCACAGCUCUGUCCCAGAUGAUUUCUCCAGCGAUAUUUCCAUCACCAUUUUCAAUCAAGAAUUCCUCCAAUAGACCUGCAGUUUGGUUCCCAUCAGGGGCCGCACCCUCUUCCACUCUAGGCACUUCCCCCACAUUCUCCGGCGUAUCCUCCUCAGCUGUUGGCUCAAUCACAGGCAGGCAGCACUUUGUGGAUCGGCACCGAGCAGCUCUGAUUGCCAGGGUGUCCCUCAUUGAUCCAAUCCUGGAUGAGCUGCUGGGUGAUUGGACCCUGACCCAGGAACAGUAUGACACAGUGAGAAGCAACAGAACCCCCCAGAAGAAGAUGAGGAAACUCUAUGCCUAUGUCAGGGCCUGGGGGAGGGAUGAGAAGGACAAGUUCUACCGGCACCUGUUGAAGCACAAUGGGCCACUGGUCAGGGACCUAGAAAACAACUAAGCGUCCUUCCCAGAAUGCUCCAGUUUGUACAUGUAGCCAAGUUGAAGUUAAAAACAGUGUCUUCUGACUGCCGACCCUUCUCGAAAUGCCACCUUCACAUGCUGCCAGUCGGACUGUUAGGUUCUGCAUCUGAAACCCAAGCUUCACAUUCCAUAAAGUGGUGCUUUUGCUCCAUAUGGGCACAACAUGGGAGACACUGGUGUCAUAUCGUUUACUUAGAUAGGAACAUUUUCUACAUUUCAUACCGUUAAUGGUUCACAUUAAUUUUGUUGUGAAUAAGUCCCACCUCCUGAAAUCAAGCUGAGGGCUCAUUAGGCUGCUGUACCUGUGGGUGUCUGUAGCAGCCCUGUAAAAGAGCAACAGUUUUACUUGCCCUUUUUUUCCAUCUUUGCAGGAUUACAUAAUUCAUAUGAUUUACCCACAGCAAUUACUGCACACUAAAUGUUGUGGCCUAUAAACCUGUUUACCAAUUAAGAUUGCAAAAAUUGUAAUUGCCCCUCGGUGUGACCCCCCUGCAGUAAAUAUCUCUAAUCUUUCA
Messenger RNA from Xenopus tropicalis (tropical clawed frog), 1958 nucleotides. Its product is annotated as neurofilament heavy polypeptide-like. The transcript has 15 exons. The coding region runs from base 128 to 1420 and encodes 430 amino acids. Gene Ontology annotation, cellular component: canonical inflammasome complex. Lineage: Eukaryota; Metazoa; Chordata; Amphibia; Anura; Pipidae. The record is from RefSeq and is a predicted model, not a curated record. Gene Ontology annotation, biological process: inflammatory response; innate immune response; regulation of apoptotic process.